AUGGCAUCGGAAUUGACAUUGGCAUUGCCCAGGUUUGUGGCUCUGAAAGGAGACAAUGGUCAGUAUAUGUGCGUUGGUGAAAUCCAGGGGCGACAACAUUUGCAGUUUACAGCAAGUGAUAUCAGUGAUCCAAAUGUAGCUAUGGAAAUCUUGCCUGCAAACGAUGGGAACGUCCGCAUCAGGCAUAUUUCUUCAGGUAAAUUUUGGAAUUUGGGUUACAAUGAUUUUAUUUUGGCAGAUGCAGAUAAAACUAGCGAUUCCGACAACAACACCUUGUUUCGACCCAUCAAAGUUAACACCAAAUCAAUCGCUUUUAUAAACCACGGCAACAAUCAGUUCUGUAAGCGCUACAGUGCAGGCUCUUUGAUGAUCAGCGACUUCAAAGCAAGCAUCGAUAUUACAGACUUUUUUGCUCGGCUAAAGGUGGAAGAGACUGUCACCAAGAGGGAGAUUUUUAAUAUCAAAUACCGCCUCGAUAAAUCCAGGGUCUACGACAAUGAAACCGUAGUCUUGGUUGAGAAACCUGUAAUCAGCCGUAACCCCAAUUCGAGCACUCCCGUGGAAUUGACGCUCAGCUAUGAAGAUGUCAAGUCUAAUAUAUGGAAGACUAAUCUUUCGCUCAAGUUGGAGGCGAAAGGGACCUUCGACGUCACCAGCUUUCCGAUCAUCAUUGUCGAUGGGAGGGUCCAAUCACUCAAUCAAGAACAAAGAGGAAAUGAGUUGGACGAGACCAUGAUUACGACCACAAUAAAGAAAGUUGUGCACAAAUUUGAUUUGCCCCCCAACACUAAGGUGGUGCUGAGUUUGACUGCAACAAAGGGCAAGUGUGAUGUUCCCUUCACAUUCACGCAACGUGACACUCUGAUCAACGGGAACACUUACACAACUGAAGUGGAAGAUGCCACUUACACUGUUUCUAAUUACUACAACCUCCAAUUUCAGACCAGAGAAGAACCGAUUGACGCCUAG
Molecule: messenger RNA, 969 nt
Organism: Hibiscus syriacus
Lineage: Eukaryota; Viridiplantae; Streptophyta; Magnoliopsida; Malvales; Malvaceae
Exons: 1
Coding region: 1-969 (322 amino acids)
Source: RefSeq, a predicted model, not a curated record